AUGACUCCGCCUCACAGCCUCCCCCUUCACUUCUCACGCUUCAUCUCCGCAGUCACGCGCCUCUCCGCAGCGUUAUCCGCCGCGUGCUGCGUGCUGCUUCUCGCCUCCGCCGCCUCCGGCGCCGCCCCCGCAUCGUCCCUACUACCGUCCGCCCGGCACGCACUUUCCCCUCUUCACCAGCCGGCAUCACGCGACGAUGAGUCAUCAUCGUCGAAUCACGGCUCGUCCGCCUGGUCGCUGCUACACCCGUUUCUCGAUUUCGACAACUCAGACAAUCUUGGCGGCGACUCCGGGGACUCGUCGCUACUAGAACAGCCGCAAGCGGCGCGCUCCCCGCCUCAUCGCCUGCUCGUCGUACAGCAACAGCCCAGCGUCGCCGCUACCGCAGCUGGCGUCGCAACGAGUGCUCACGUCAACAAGCCUCCGCCGCCGCCGCCUGCGCCGCCGCUGCGCGAGGUGGAGCUCGACCCGUGCGCGCUGCAGGCGCUGCUGCCGCAGCUCUUUCCGCCCGCUCUCCUCGACCCCACCUGCUUCAACCACCUCUCGCUGCACUCCGCGCAGCCCUCCUCCCCGCUCGACUCCCCCCCGCACGGCGGCGCGUCCACGUAUCCGUUGAGCGACAGUGGCAGCGGCGGUGGCGGGGAGGACGAGCCAGAGACGGCGACGCGGGGCGAUCUGCUGGACGUGGCGCGCAACAAGUGGCGCGCCAGCACCGUGUGGGCGCCGCUGGAGGCGGAGGGCAGCGCGGAAGGCGCGGGAGGCGCGGGGGUGAUGGGGGAAGUGGAGGUAGCGAGGGUAGCGGGGGUAAUUGGGGGAGUGGGGUUAGCGGGGGGAGCGGGUGUAACGGGGGGACCGGGAAGAGCGGAGCCGGCGGCGGCGGCGGCGGCGGCGACUCUCACCCCCCCGAAUGAAGUGAUCACCGUGUGCCGCUCCGCUGGUAGGGCUCGCAUGGUGGCUGCCGGUGAUGGGGGCAUAGCCAUCAUCCUUCCUCCUCACCGUCCCCUCUCUCCCUCAUCGCCACCCCCAGCCAGCAUGCCCAUCCCCGUCGACCUCACCUGCCCAGCCACCACCACCAUCAGUCCGGGCGUCAUCUGUGAACGCUACCCAGCCCCGGCCAGCGUCACCAUCAGUCCGGGCGUCUUUUGCCCAGCCAGCAUCACCAUCAGUCCGGAUCUCAGUGGGCAGACCUGGAGAGGCUGGGGCACGUCGUUGGCGUGGACUGGCAACUACAUUGGCAAGCUACCGGACGACCAGCUGACCACGCUGCUGGACCUGCUCUUCUCACCGUCCACGGGAAUCGGGUUCAACCUCGCGCGCUACCUGCUGGGCGCCAGCUUCAACGCCACCAACAGCCCGCAGCUCACCAAAGACACCUUUCACCAGGUCAACCUCCCCGGCUACAAGCCGACCGAGGCCGGCCCGUACGACUGGGCAGCAGACUGGCGGCAGCGGAAGGUGGUGAAAGGAGCGAUGGAGCGCGGGUUGGAUGAGGUGGAGGCGAUAGCGUAUUCCCCCCCUUGGUGGAUGACCAUCAGUGGGGACACCGCGGGGAAUGUGGGCGGAGCGUCGAACCUCUCACAGGAUAGGUACGGCGAGUUUGCCGAGUAUCUAGCGACCAUAGUGGACCAUUUCCGGCGGGAGUGGAACGUGACGUUCAGCACGAUGAAUCCGGCGAAUGAGCCGCUGGAGGGGUGGUGGCAGCAGGGGGGGAAGCACGAGGGGUGCACGUUUACUGCUGCUGAGCUGGAGCGGCUUUGUAAGGUCGUGGCGGCUGCGCUGAAGCGGAGGAAGCUUCCCACGCAAGUCGCGGGGUUCGACAGCUUCGUCGGGUUUACGGUGCGAAACGCAAAGAAAUGGACAGGGCAGCUGCUAUCCAGCCUGAAAAGGAUAUCUGUGCAUGGGUAUGUUCCCCCGCCGCCCACCACAACCGACACAAGGGAGUAUAUCGAGCAGCUCUAUGUGUGGUUGGCGCGGGUGGGGAUGGGUGUGGGGAAGGAGGUGUGGGUGUCGGAGAUUGGGCCGAUGUGGGCGGGAGGGGAGGACACCGACGUGGGGUUGUUCAUGAUGCGAUCGGCGAUCCAGGCUAUCAACAUCAUGGGUGCCUCGGCGUGGAUUUACUGGCAGCCGAUCGCGCCGACCCUUCCUUCCAACCCUAAUAUGUUCAAGUGGGCGCUGCUCACAAUAAAGCACAACGGUGUUUCGGACCCUACGGUCAUUCCGCUGGAAAUGACGUUUUCAAAAAAGUUUUACAUGAUGAAGCAGAUGGCCCGGGCGUCGCCGCGAGGGAGCGUGCCGCUGAGAAUAGACACGAGCGACGGGUGCCACCACUGCAUUGCGUCGUUCUUCAACCCCGAUAAGAACUUCAUCUCUAUCUAUAUAGUGAACCAGGAUGGUGGGGACUACAUUAUUUCAUUCAAAUUCGAGUUUUUUGGGCUGAUGGAUGGGGGAAGCCCGUGUGUGGUGGAGGUGCAACGGACGUCUGGAAGCGAGGAUGCAGAGGUGGUUUCCACCGAUAGUCUCACUGAAAUGCCGCAGACUCUGCCUGUGACCGCAUUAGGCAGAAGCAUCACUACUAUAAUGAUAUCCAAUGUUGUAUGGUUGUAG
Molecule: messenger RNA, 2604 nt
Organism: Closterium sp. NIES-65
Lineage: Eukaryota; Viridiplantae; Streptophyta; Zygnematophyceae; Desmidiales; Closteriaceae
Source: the annotation of a GenBank genome assembly